AUGAUUGCUCUUCGAUGUCGUCCUCGCGCCUUCAUGCUAGAAGCAAUUUCGAGCGAAUAUAAAGACCUUCAUAUGUACGAUGCGUUCAAGCAAUCGACAGUGCUCCACGCAUUACAGCGUGGCAGUGAUGCUGUCGUUAAUACGUUACUCCUCUAUCAGCAAUUUCAAUUUGAAAGUCAGCGAGAUCCGUUCACGCCUCCGGACCUAAUCCGUAAACCUUAUCGCGUACGUCUGAGCGACACUAAUGCCAUGAUUCGGUCAGCUUGUGGCAGUUGCCUGGCCAAUCUCUCCUCUGGAGACAGCGCCGCGUAUCUCCUGGCGAAGAACCCUGUUUGUAGAAGAGACGUAGAUGAGUUAGACACAGCCGUUCGCUUCUUGCAUGAGCUGGGGAGGGGGCAUAUGGUAAGCGGGUCAACAAGGUACCAAGAUCUAAACAAACGUACUACGCCCUGUUGGCAGCCGUGUAAAUGGAUUGCGUUCUCGAGUGAUUGGCUGACGUCUGGGUUUGGGCACCCAUUUAUGGGAUCGGCGUUGAUGGAAAAGACGUUGAGGAGCCCGAAGUGGCUGAAGGACGGGAAGAGGAUCAUCUAUUAUGAGGCCGAUAAGUAUGAUGCGGCAGAUGGGGAGUGUGAGUUCUAUCAAGCCGAGCUGCCUGUGCUGAUCGAAUACUGA
Messenger RNA from Lindgomyces ingoldianus, 672 nucleotides. RefSeq lists its product as uncharacterized. The coding region runs from base 1 to 672 and encodes 223 amino acids. Lineage: Eukaryota; Fungi; Ascomycota; Dothideomycetes; Pleosporales; Lindgomycetaceae. The record is from RefSeq and is a predicted model, not a curated record. The transcript is spliced from 10 exons.